Messenger RNA from Musa acuminata subsp. malaccensis (wild Malaysian banana), 1672 nucleotides. Its product is annotated as high mobility group B protein 9. The record is from RefSeq and is a predicted model, not a curated record. Lineage: Eukaryota; Viridiplantae; Streptophyta; Magnoliopsida; Zingiberales; Musaceae. Gene Ontology annotation, molecular function: DNA binding.
AAUAACCAUUUACUAAUUCAUACACCAUAAAAAGAUCCGUCGCUGCAUUCGCCCUCAUCUUCUUCCAUCCUUAUAUUAUUAUUCAUCCUCUCUUUCUUUGGGUAACGGUAAUGAUACUGAUGUGCGAUGGAGAUGAAUGAUGGAGUUGCCGAGAGGGAUUCGGAGAAGAGGAAGGAGGUGAUGAGGUCUGAUUCCAAGGAGGGUUUGGAGCCUGGUGCGAACUACCGUGCGUACCCUAAGCCUCUGGCCAAGUACGAGGAUGUCGUCGCUGAUCCGGAGUUGUUCAAGGAUACUCUUAUGAAGCUGCAUGCUGAAAUGGGAACAAAGUUCAUGGUCCCAAUCAUAGGAGGAAAGGGUCUUGAUCUUCAUCGACUUUUUGUUGAAGUAACUUCUCGAGGUGGUAUUGAAAAGGUAAUUGCAGAGAGAAGAUGGAGAGAAGUAACUGCUGCUUUUAGUUUUCCUUCUACCGCAACAAAUGCAUCUUUUGUUCUUCGCAAGUACUACUUGUCCUUGUUACAGCAUUAUGAGCAGAUCUAUUUGUUUGGUUCACAAGGAUGGAACCUUCCCAAUGUUCCUUCGAACACUUCUUUAACUACUUCAGUUUCAUCCCAAAAAUUGGUCGAACCUGUGAAAUCACAUCCUGAGGCUCAGGCUGCUCUUCACAAACGAAGAAGAAACAGUGGUUCUUCUCCAACAUAUCCUCCUGUUGUAGGAGUAAUUGAUGGAAAAUUCGAGCAUGGCUAUUUUGUGACAGUUACUGUUGGCUCAGAGAAACUUAAAGGUGUCCUUUAUCAUAUUUCUGACCAAGCUCCAUGGCCUUUGGUGUGUGCUGAUGAGAGUAAUUUGAGGAGCCCCCGCCAGCGGAGGUGUCGGAAGAAGCUCAGCAUGCUAGACCCCAAUCAUCCAAAACCCAAUAGGAGUGGCUACAAUUUCUUUUUCGCUGAGCAGCAUGCCAGGCUUAAGCCACUUCAUCCUGGGAGAGACAGAGAAAUCAGUAGAAUCAUUGGUGUCCGGUGGAAUGGGCUAACUGAAACUGAAAAAGCUGUGUAUCAGGAGAGAGGUUUGAAGGACAAAGAGAGGUACAAAAAUGAAAUGGCAGUCUACAAUGAGAGAGUAAAAGCAGGUCAACAUACUAAUCUGUCGCCGAUCCAGCAGCUUCCCGUUCAACCCAUGAUGGCAGGACAAACCGACACAAAAUCUGAGAAGGUUGAUAACGAUGUGAAUGUAACAGAUGAGGAUUGUUUCAGUUCUGACGACAGUGAUUCUGAUGGUGAAAGUUCACACGACGACUCAGAAAUGGGGAGGUCUCUUGAUAGAAGUGCUAUUGAAUCCACUUGCUUGGCGGAGACUUUAAAAGAGGAAGAUCGGUUUGAGUUACGGAGAAGAGAGGAUGAGAAAUUGGGGAACGGUGCAUGAUUUAAGCAUGAGACUUGACAUAGCAGCUAAUUUUUAGCAGGCAAUGAGAUCACUGGAAUAGAUUGGUUUUGUUUUUUUUUUUCUUCCAUCUUCCAUCAGUGCAUGCAAGAAAAACAGAAAACCGGAGUCGUCAACUCUGGACAGGUGGGUUUUGUAUGAUCUGCAUCACAUGUCACUGUAAACUUGACUUGAUUCCGUCAGUUUGUCUACGGGCAUGUUGUUUAGCUUAAUGUUUAUAUGUUUGUUAUUGCUUAAA